AGGGUGACAUUCUUUUGCCAAACGCCAGGCAGCAUGGACCUCACUCUCCUGUGGCUGCUCCUGCCACUGGUCACCGUGGCCUGGGGUCAGUAUGGUGACUACGGGUACCCGUACCAGCAGUACCACGACUACAGCGAUGACGGGUGGGUGAACCUGAACCGGCAGGGCUUCAGCUUCCAGUGUCCCCAGGGGCAGGUCGUGGUGGCCGUGAGGAGCAUCUUCAGCAAGAAGGAAGGUUCUGACAGACAGUGGAACUACGCCUGCAUGCCCACGCCCCAGAGCCUGGGCGAGCCCUCCGAGUGCUGGUGGGAGGAGAUCAACCGGGCCGGCAUGGAAUGGUACCAGACAUGCUCCAACAACGGGCUGGUGGCGGGCUUCCAGAGCCGCUACUUCGAGUCAGUGCUGGACCGGGAGUGGCAAUUUUACUGCUGCCGCUACAGCAAGAGGUGCCCGUACUCCUGCUGGCUGACGACAGAAUACCCAGGCCACUAUGGGGAGGAGAUGGACAUGAUUUCCUACAACUACGACUACUACAUUCGAGGAGCAACCACCACUUUCUCUGCCGUGGAAAGGGAUCGCCAGUGGAAGUUCAUAAUGUGCCGCAUGACAGACUACGACUGUGAGUUCGCAAAUGCUUAGAUCCGCCACCUGCCGGACCUGGGUGAAGGAAAGGAGGCCUGGAGUCGCACGUGUUAAUGGCGGCUGGAACUCCCGGGGCUGUUUCUGCCGCCCUUUCUCCUCCCCGAUGUGGGAACAGCCAUGCUGGCUGCCUGGGCCUCUCUGACUAGCAUUACUUUUAUAAUUACAUCCACAAUUAAGCCACAUUUCUCGCUUCAACAUAUUCCAAAGCAACUGUCUCCACGCCUGGCGACAGCUCCUUGCAUGGCACAUACCCAGUGUGCUGCUUUGGUCGCCUCUGGGACCCUGACUCGCCUUGCUGCUGCUUUUACCAUAAAAUGAGCUUUAAGUUCAGCACAGUGAACUUGGAGGGAGGGACGGAGAGUGGGAGGGUGGGCAGAGCUUGGAGGGGUGGCGCCCGGGUUCUCUACAGCUAAGUCUGCUGAAAUGACACCAGGGUCCUCACAAGACAGGCCUCUGCCUUGAAGAGACAUGACCCCCAGGAGUCUGCCGAGCUCUGUGCUCGGGGCGAGGGGACCAGCAGGUGAAAGGGGGGCCGCAGGGUUUGAGGGCCGAGCUGAAUCUCCUCAACUCAAAGGCAAUGUCUGUAUACCCAGCGCUGAGGAUGCACGCGGGGGCUGUGGUCAGAGAAAGGUCAGAGAAUGGGACUCAGACGCCAGCUUGGCGAGACGAGCGUGGCCGGGUUGCUCUGGGGAGUGGGAAGGAGUGUGGGGUCACCGGCAGCCAGAGGCUUGCCCACGACUCCCGGGAGGGCUGGUACACGUCUGCAGCCCAGGGGCCGCUGGCCAACCCUCCCACACUGGGCCUGGUUGUCUGGGUGGGAAAGGCAGCCUGGAGGAUCCAUUUCCUGUCUAGGUUAGCAUGGGGUGUCUUCUGCUGAGGUGCCACUGUCUCUUCCUCCUGUGAUGUCCCUGGCCCUUUGUAUUCUCUUCCUCAUAAAAGGAAUAAAACUCUUAACAUAACCAUG
Messenger RNA from Sciurus carolinensis (gray squirrel), 1606 nucleotides. It is a transcript of the gene Dpt, whose product is annotated as dermatopontin. Lineage: Eukaryota; Metazoa; Chordata; Mammalia; Rodentia; Sciuridae. The transcript is spliced from 4 exons. The coding region runs from base 34 to 639 and encodes 201 amino acids. The record is from RefSeq and is a predicted model, not a curated record. Gene Ontology annotation, cellular component: extracellular matrix. Gene Ontology annotation, molecular function: extracellular matrix structural constituent. Gene Ontology annotation, biological process: collagen fibril organization.